AAUCAUCAUCUUUUCCUGAUUUUGACCAUUUCUCGGUGAUCUUUAAAUCGCCAAAAUUGGAAACCCAAUCGGGAAAUUAUAAACUCAAAAUUCAUUCCCACUGAUCGGAAUCGUCGAAAAAUGGAUCUCAUCCAGGUGAAGAAGGAAUCAGGCGGGAUCGCCAUCAUCACAAUCAACCGUCCAAAAUCCCUCAAUUCGCUUACGAGAGCGAUGAUGGUUGAUCUCGCGCGUGCAUUCCAGGAGAUGGACACAGACGAAACGGUACAGGUCGUGAUUUUCACCGGAGCGGGUCGAUCUUUCUGCUCCGGCGUCGAUUUGACCGCCGCGGAGUCGGUUUUCAAGGGAGACGUGAAGGAUCCGGAGACCGACCCGGUUGUUCAGAUGGAGCGGUUACGAAAACCGAUCAUCGGAGCAAUCAACGGUUUCGCCAUCACCGCCGGGUUCGAGCUCGCCUUGGCCUGCGAUAUUCUGGUCGCUUCCAGAGGAGCUAAGUUCAUGGAUACUCACGCCAGGUUUGGGAUAUUUCCUUCUUGGGGCUUAUCUCAGAAGCUGUCGAGGAUCAUCGGAGCAAACAAAGCUCGGGAAGUUUCAUUGACCUCGAUGCCAUUGACAGCUGACGUGGCUGAGAAGUUAGGGUUUGUAAACCAUGUGGUUGAAGAAGGAGAAGCCUUGAAGAAAGCCAGAGAAAUAGCAGAGGCUAUCAUCAAGAAUGAGCAAGGCAUGGUUCUUCGGAUUAAAUCCGUCAUCAAUGAUGGACUCAAGCUUGAUCUUGGUCAUGCUCUUACACUCGAAAAGGAGCGAGCUCACGCGUAUUACAAUGGGAUGACAAAGGAACAGUUUAAGAAGAUGCAGGAGUUUAUAGCUGGACGUGGCUCUAAGAAACCUUCUCCCAAGUUAUAGACAAUUUCUAUGGAUCUUAAAGAUAUAGUACUUUUGUACCAGUAUCUUAAUUGACAGUUAAUUAGUCUUCAAUAAUAUGGUUGUUUGUUGUAGAAGUGUAACGCAAAAUCAAUUAAAAGCUGGUUGGGUA
This is a messenger RNA of Eutrema salsugineum, 1030 nucleotides long. RefSeq names its product probable enoyl-CoA hydratase 1, peroxisomal. Gene Ontology annotation, cellular component: peroxisome. The coding region runs from base 121 to 900 and encodes 259 amino acids. The record is from RefSeq and is a predicted model, not a curated record. The transcript has 3 exons. NCBI's taxonomy places the organism in Eukaryota, Viridiplantae, Streptophyta, Magnoliopsida, Brassicales, Brassicaceae.